AUGGAGUCCAUUCAACCCUUCCAAAUCAACGUCCCAGACGAUGACCUCAACCGUCUCCACCAGAAACUCGACACCGCAACCUUCCCGGACGAGCUCGACGUCGCCGGCUGGGACUUAGGCAUCCCCCUUGAGCAGAUCAAACGACUGACAACCUACUGGCGAACGGGCUUCAACUGGCGCCGACAGGAGAAAGAGCUCAAUGACCGAUUGACUCAAGUGCUCGUCCCUGUUACCGUUGCGGGUUUCGGACAGUUGCAGAUCCAUUGUGUUCAUCAUGCGAGUCCGAAUCCGAAUGCUGUUCCAUUGUUGUUUCUUCAUGGAUGGCCCGGCAGCUUCCUCGAGGCUACUAAGCUCCUCCCAUACUUGAGCAACGAUGCCGAUAACGCCCCGGCUUUCAGCGUUGUUGUUCCCUCUUUGCCUAAUUUUGGCUUUUCUUCUGGGGUGAAAAAGAAAGGAUUCGGUCUAGCCCAGUACGCCGAGUGCAUGCACGCCGUCAUGUCCACCCUCGGUUACCAAGAAUACUCCAUCCAAGGCGGCGACUGGGGUAGCUUAAUCGCCCGCACAAUGGCCACCCACUACCCAACGCACGUCAAAGCCGUACAUCUCAACUUCCUCCCCGUCUCCCCCCCUCUCCCCUGGCGCAACCCUCUCAUCUUCCUCCAAUCCCUCCUCACCAUCCCCUUCUCCGCCUCCAGCAAGGCCCACCUAGCCACCACCCGCCGCUACCUCGACCAGGGCAACGCCUACCUCCGCCAGCAGGAGACGCGCCCCCAGACGCUGGGCUACGCCCUGCAGGAUAGUCCCGUUGCGCUGUUGGCGUGGGUUGCGGAUAAACUGCAUGACUGGUCAGAUGGGUAUCCUUGGACGGACGACGAGAUCUUGACGUGGGUGAGUAUUUACUGGUUUUCGACGGCGGGCCCGGCUGCUUCGGUGAGGAUUUACUAUGAGGCUGCGCGGAAGGGUGAUGGUGAUGAUGGGACCUCUGUGACGAACGCCACUCCUGGGGUUACUACGUACGAUGUGCUGGGUAUGACGGCGCCGGCGGGGGUGCGGUUUGCGGUGGCGCAGUUUCGGGAGGAGUUGAUCAAGGUUCCUUUGUUUUGGGCGCAGAUGAUCGGUGAUGUUGUUCGGGAGAAUGAGUUUGACUGUGGUGGGCAUUUUGCGGCUUGGGAGGUUCCGGAGUUGCUGGCGCGGGAUUUGAAGGGGUUUUUGGGGAAGGGGGGCCAGGCGUAUGCGGUUGUUACGGGGAGGGAUGGCUAUUAG
Messenger RNA from Aspergillus candidus, 1263 nucleotides. Its product is annotated as epoxide hydrolase. Bases 1 to 1263 code for a protein of 420 amino acids. Gene Ontology annotation, molecular function: epoxide hydrolase activity. Lineage: Eukaryota; Fungi; Ascomycota; Eurotiomycetes; Eurotiales; Aspergillaceae. The transcript has 4 exons. The record is from RefSeq and is a predicted model, not a curated record. Gene Ontology annotation, biological process: epoxide metabolic process.